Tripterygium wilfordii is the source of this 576-nucleotide messenger RNA. RefSeq names its product pathogenesis-related protein 1-like. Gene Ontology annotation, cellular component: extracellular region. The coding region runs from base 51 to 548 and encodes 165 amino acids. The transcript is spliced from 2 exons. NCBI's taxonomy places the organism in Eukaryota, Viridiplantae, Streptophyta, Magnoliopsida, Celastrales, Celastraceae. The record is from RefSeq and is a predicted model, not a curated record.
ACCCAAGUUUCUUAAUUUCUCCCCUUCACUGGAUAAACUAUUCAACCACUAUGAAGAUAAUUAGCCAAGCAACUAUCGUUGGCCUCAUAGGGUUAGCCUUGCUAGCCCAUCUCUCUGGUGCCCAAGACUCCCCACAAGACUAUGUCAACGCUCACAAUGCCGCUCGUGCUCAGGUGGGUGUCGGUCCGAUAAGAUGGGACGACGACGUGGCGGCCUACGCCCAAAAUUACUCAAAUAGGCACAGGGGUGACUGCAGAUUGGAGCAUUCCGGUGGACAAUAUGGUGAAAACCUAGCUGGAAGUAGCGGUGACUUGACAGGAACGGCCGCGGUGAACUUGUGGGUGGAUGAGAAGUCCUACUAUGACUAUGAUUCCAACUCUUGUGAUGCAGGAAGAGUGUGCGGGCAUUACACUCAGGUGGUUUGGCGUAACUCGGUUCGAUUGGGGUGCGCUAAGGUUCGAUGCAACAACGGGGGCACUUUCAUCACCUGCAACUAUGAUCCUCCAGGCAAUUACAACAAUCAACGUCCAUACUCAAACGUUAUAUAGGACUAAAUGGGUGAAUAUAUAUAUAUAC